GCGGCCCGCAGCUGGCGGCCGGGCCGGGAGCCCGCUCAGCCCGCCCCCUCCCUGCCGCCCCGCCCGUGCCACCGCGCCGGCCGCUGUCAGAGUCGCGUUGUAUGCUGAGCAGCUGUCGUCGCUGGCUGCUGCACGUCCCAGUCCCGAGCUUUCCGCCGCUGACCCGCGCACUGCGGCUCUGCCCUUUCCAUCUCAUGAAGCCGUUGGUCGUGUUCGUUUUGGGCGGGCCCGGUGCGGGCAAGGGGACCCAGUGCGCGCGCAUCGUCGAGAAAUAUGGCUACACACACCUUUCUGCAGGAGAGCUUCUUCGUGAUGAAAGGAAGAAUCCAGAUUCACAGUAUGGUGAACUCAUUGAAAAGUACAUUAAAGAAGGGAAGAUUGUGCCGGUUGAGAUAACCAUCAGUUUAUUAAAGAGGGAAAUGGACCAAACAAUGGCUGCCAAUGCUCAGAAGAAUAAAUUCUUGAUUGAUGGAUUUCCAAGAAAUCAAGACAACCUUCAAGGUUGGAACAAGACCAUGGAUGGGAAGGCAGAUGUAUCUUUUGUUCUGUUUUUUGACUGUAAUAAUGAGAUUUGUAUUGAACGAUGUCUUGAAAGGGGAAAAAGUAGUGGUAGGAGUGAUGACAACAGAGAGAGCUUGGAAAAGAGAAUUCAGACUUAUCUUCAAUCAACAAAACCAAUUAUUGACUUAUAUGAAGAAAUGGGGAAAGUAAAAAAAAUAGAUGCUUCUAAGUCUGUUGAUGAAGUUUUUGGUGAAGUUGUGAAGAUUUUUGACAAAGAAGGCUAACCAACCCUGAAGACAUCUUUGAAAUCAUGCUUGAAUAUUGCUUUGAGAGCUGCUAUCACAGCCCCCUUUUAAGGCGAUUUUAAUCUAUCUAACUUACAUCUCAAUUAAUGUCUAGAAAUAUGUAGUAAGACAAAUUAUGUUUUUGUUUUUUUUAAAUUUGUGGUCACCAUACACGGUGAAUUCAGGUUUAAAUUAUCUUAGGUAUUAUGGUGCUCACACGAUAAAGAAGGGUAUCAGCUUGUUGUUGUUUGUAUUAAAAUACUCUCCCUUUUCUCCCUUUAUGUUUGUGCCUUCUGUGAGCAAAAUUUUUAGUAUGCAUGUAUAUCCCUUUUGAAAUUUCAGUGUGUUGGGGUUUGGAAUAUCCACUUCCUCUUGCUGCACAUUUAAGAUUUCCAACCUGUUAAGUGAGUUUGUGGACCAAAUUUAAAGGAACUUUAUAUGUAGUCAGUACUUGCACAAGGUAAGGUGUUUUGUAAACAAACUCAUAAUUUGGAACAUGGAUUUCUAGCAAUGUUCUAUUUAUCAAAUGACUGAUCAUUUCCUGUCAAAAGUUAAACCUUAGGCAUUGAUUUAUUACAGCUUGUGUAAAGUUGUAUGACAGGACAUAGUCUUUGCUUCCAAGGUUUGGGUCAGGGGACAGGGGCUUCAGAGUCUGGCAGACUUGUCAGCUCUCUUCUGUCAUAAUCUGUGGGGCAAGGGUCACAGCAAUGACUUCCGUUCUACGCUCUGAGACAUAGUGCUAGGCAUUAUGGAACUGAAGGUGACAGUCCCAAGUGGUGGACCCCUGACACGCAUGCGCUAGUUUAUGCCAACGUGAUCCACUCCUUCUUUUGUUUUGUUUCUUCGACUAACAGAGUUAGAAUAAAUUAGAAAAAGCAAUCUAAUGGUUAAAAUUCCCAUUUGUAUUUUAUUUUCUGGAAUACUUUUUUUCAUGGUUACUGGUUGAAAAGAAUUUAAAAAAUCAUUGCACUUUGGUCAGAAAAAUAAUAAAUAUAUCUUAUAAAUGUUUGAA
Meriones unguiculatus (Mongolian gerbil) is the source of this 1797-nucleotide messenger RNA. RefSeq names its product cytidine/uridine monophosphate kinase 1 (gene Cmpk1). Gene Ontology annotation, biological process: CDP biosynthetic process; 'de novo' pyrimidine nucleobase biosynthetic process; UDP biosynthetic process. Gene Ontology annotation, cellular component: cytoplasm; nucleus. The record is from RefSeq and is a predicted model, not a curated record. NCBI's taxonomy places the organism in Eukaryota, Metazoa, Chordata, Mammalia, Rodentia, Muridae. The coding region runs from base 102 to 785 and encodes 227 amino acids. The transcript is spliced from 6 exons. Gene Ontology annotation, molecular function: UMP kinase activity; ATP binding.